AUGGCCAAUAAUAAACCCAGUAAGAAACAGCAGAAAAAGCCAGGCAAAAUAUUUAAGCCUAGAAAGCCACCCACCUUGAAGCAAAAACUCAAAAAGGAGUCCAAGGUGGUCAAAAUCAAUGACUUAGCUUGGAAACCAGUGGAGAUUCCCGAUAACUUAGGAGACUAUACAGGCUUUUUUGGAUUAGAGGAAAUUGACGGAGUUGAUGUUGAAGUUGUUGAUGGGAAGCCACAGUUUGUCAUAAAGGAUGACAAGGCAGAGGAUAAGAAAGCCGACAAGGUGGAUGAGAUCAAAACUCCAUCACAUGAUGAACAGAGUGAUGAUGAUGAAGUGAUUGACGAGGAAGAUUUUACUGGAUUUGAUAAUGAUAAUCAAGAAGAAGAGCCAGAUGUUUCCAAGACUGACAUCCUUGCAACAGAAGAACCAAGUAAUGCUAAUGACAACGACGAGUUAUCUGAAUUGAAACACAAUGUCUUUGCCAACCUUGAUUUGCCCAUGCCUGAUGAUAAUGAUAUUGAUCUACCACAAUGGUCGGCAAAUGAAAUUGGGGUUUCACUUAGCCCCUAUACAUUGAAUGGUCUUGCAAACUUAAACUUCACCAAACCCACGCCAAUCCAAAAAAGGACCAUUCCCAUUGCGAUUGAGGGCAAAGAUGUAGUUGGUAAAGCAACAACAGGUUCAGGUAAGACUUUGGCUUAUGGGAUCCCAAUCCUUGAGAAGUAUCUACAAUCCUUGGAUUUGGUGAAGCAGAAUGUUAAAGACCAGAAAAUCAACCGUCCCAAUGGUAUCAUCUUUACGCCAACGCGUGAAUUGGCCCAUCAAGUAGUUGAUCAUUUAAACAAAUUAGCGCAAUACUCACCUCUUUCAGUAAGAGGAAUAGUUAGCGUUACGGGUGGACUAGCAAUACAAAAACAACAACGGUUACUCAAAAUGGGUCCUGGAAUCAUCGUGGCGACGCCAGGGAGAUUUUUGGAAUUGUGUGAAAAUGAUUCAGAAUUAAUGAAAAGGAUGAGUUUGACUGAUAUCAUUGUCCUAGAUGAAGCUGAUCGAUUAUUACAAGAUGGCCAUUUCGAAGAAUUUGAAAAAAUUUUGGAGUUGCUUGGUAAAACCAGACCCAAGAAUAAAAACGUUGAUUGGAAAUGGCAGACGUUGGUGUUUAGUGCUACUUUUUCACGAGACUUGUUUGGUAAAUUAGACAAGCAACAGAAACCUAAAGCCAAAAACCAAAAACAACAAAUUGAUGGUAAUAGUUUAGUCCAAAAUGAUGAAAUUAUCGAAUUAUUGAAUGAAAAAUUGCAUUUCAAGGACAAGAAACCGGUUUUGAUUGAUGCCAAUCCCAAAGAAAUUGUUUCUGGACAAAUUACUGAAGCUUUAGUUGAAUGUGGUGCUACUGAACGUGAUUUGUACUUGUAUUACUUUUUGUUGAUGUAUAAAGGGUCAACUUUGGUAUUUGCAAAUUCCAUCGAUUCAGUAAAACGAUUGGUGCCAUUACUUGAAAACUUGAAAAUCCCUGCAUUUGCCAUCCACUCAUCAAUGGAACAAAAGCAAAGAUUGAGAUCAUUAGAAAGAUUCAAAGCAGCACUUGAAAAAAAUGAAACUGCUGUAUUGGUGGCAUCUGAUGUUGCUGCAAGAGGAUUGGAUAUACCCAAAAUUGAUCAUGUUGCUCAUUAUCAUUUGCCCAGAUCGGCCGAUGUAUAUAUUCACCGAUCGGGAAGAACUGCAAGAGCUGGUAGGGAAGGUGUUUCUGUUAUGUUUUGCUCACCGCAGGAAGCUUCAGGACCAUUGAGGAAAUUGCGUAAAAUUGUAGCGUCAAAUGCAAGUAACAAAAAGUUGAGCACUCACAAUGAUGUCAAGUUGCUACCUAUUGAGAUGGAUUUGGUUGGACAGUUGAGACCUAGGGUCGAAUUAGCUGGCAAAUUGGCUGAUGCUAGAAUUUCUUCAACCGCUACUCGAAAGGAAGAUUCAUGGGUCAAGCAAGCUGCCGAAGACUUGGGUGUGGAAGAUUUGCAUGAUUUGGAUGAAUUUGAAGAUGAUAUAAUAAAGAAACAGAGGAAAAGACAAGAGGGUAAGAAAUUGACCAAAAAUGAGCAGAAUAGGUACAAGUUUGAGUUAAGGGAGUUGUUGGCUAAACCUAUUAGGAAGCAAAAUCGAAGAUCAUAUUUAACUAGUGGGUUACACAACUUGGCGCAUCAAAUGGUUACUGGUAAACAUCAUGAAGAUGUGGUUGGUCAUGAGAAAGUUAAUGCCUUGAAUGAUUUGCAAAAAAACGGUAGCAAGAUCAAACCCGUUAGUAAUGAUCAAAAAUUGAACAAGAUUGUCAAAUUAAAAGAGGCCAAACAAACCAAAAAGGAUCAGAAAAAGGAGGCUAAACAAAAAAGACAGCAAUUAAGAGGUGGUAAAUAA
This is a messenger RNA of Lodderomyces parapsilosis, 2403 nucleotides long. It is a transcript of the gene MAK5, whose product is annotated as putative ATP-dependent RNA helicase. The record is from RefSeq and is a predicted model, not a curated record. Lineage: Eukaryota; Fungi; Ascomycota; Pichiomycetes; Serinales; Debaryomycetaceae. Bases 1 to 2403 code for a protein of 800 amino acids. Gene Ontology annotation, cellular component: nucleolus. The transcript has a single exon. Gene Ontology annotation, molecular function: RNA helicase activity; ATP binding; nucleic acid binding.